This is a messenger RNA of Salmo salar (Atlantic salmon), 1343 nucleotides long. It is a transcript of the gene srk2, whose product is annotated as Tyrosine-protein kinase SRK2. Gene Ontology annotation, biological process: protein phosphorylation. NCBI's taxonomy places the organism in Eukaryota, Metazoa, Chordata, Actinopteri, Salmoniformes, Salmonidae. Gene Ontology annotation, molecular function: ATP binding; protein tyrosine kinase activity. The record is from RefSeq and is marked provisional.
AAGGAAAGCAAAUCCUAAUCCAACUGUUAGACCUGACUAUCUCGUCAUUAUAUACAUUUCUCUGGUGUAACUUCAGUGUGACAUAGUUCUCUGUUGGUUGGUCUGGUCAAUAUUUGUCAAAGGUUUGGAAUCUAUUCAGUAAUUCCAGGCAGAGAGGAGAAGAGUGAAUGAUGCCAAUGUCUGGAGAAUUGUCCCUUGUCCUGACCUUUGGCAUGAUGUUGGGGUUGGCGAUCCUGCUGUUUUUUCUGUUUAGGCCGCUUGGCUCUGCGGACCCCCGGAACAUUAACCGCAGCGCUAUAAGACUGGGGAAGAAGCUGGGCGAAGGUUCCUUUGGAGAGGUCUAUCAAGGCCUUUAUAACAACACUCCAGUUGCAGUGAAGACCCUUAUACCUGGCACCAUGGACCCUCGGGACUUCCUAAAAGAGGCCCAGAUCAUGAAGACUAUGCAGCAUCCCAACCUCAUCCAGCUCUUGGCUGUCUGCACUGAAGAACCUAUCUAUAUCAUCACUGAGCUAAUGAAGAACGGAAGUCUGCUUAAUUACCUGAAGGUCAGGGUUGGAAGGCUACGCUUAUAUGACCAGAUUGAGAUGGCAGCCCAAGUGGCUUCCGGGAUGGAUUAUCUGGAGAUGAAGAACUACAUCCACAGGGACCUGGCAGCCAGGAAUGUGCUGGUUGGCGAGAACAACGUCUACAAGGUGGCUGACUUUGGCCUUGCCAGGGUCUUACAAGCCACACCAAUGCUUUCCAGUCAGAGCAAAUUGUAUUAUAUACCUGUAGGGAAAGCGAUAUUCCCUUUGAGAUGGACGGCUCCUGAGGCCAUCGCCAACGAGAAGUUCACCAUCAAGUGUGACGUGUGGUCCUUCGGAAUCUUGCUGUAUGAGAUCAUGACCUUUGGGAAGAAUCCCUAUCCAGACCUGAACAACUCCCAGGUGAAACGGAUGGUUCCCAAUGGGUACAGGAUGCCUUGCCCUGUUGACCCCUACUGUUCCAAAGACGUGUACAAGAUCAUGUUGGACUGCUGGAAGGAGAAUAAACAUGACAGGCCCACUUUCAGGUCUCUAAAAAUGAGGCUGAGGAAAGUUUGUGGUUGAAGGUUUAUGUAAUCAUUCUUCAGUAUCGAUUAAAUAGCAGUAAUUAUAUGUAUGUUAGAGUCUUGUUUCUCAGCUUUUUGAGAGUCUGGAAUGUUCCUUAGUCUUGAGUAAUACACAACACUAUCUUAAAUUGCUACCAUGACCACAUUGCUGAUUUUACUGACUGCACUGUGAAGGGAAAAAAGUUGAUGUCAUCUCUGUUGUCUUCAGACAUGGUGUGUGCUUCCACAUUAAACCUUUUCUUCUGCCUUU